AUGAAUCCGAGGACCGUGAUCCUGUUGGUCUGCGUUUGCGCGAGCGUCGAGUCCACGGGGUUUUUCAGCUUCAAGAAGCUAAGGUCCUACGCGAGGAUCCUCCGCGUGGACGAGCUGCCGAGGAAUGGGACCGGGAAUGCGCUCUGGGACGGGCUGCUCAGGGACUGCGACCGCUCGGUCACGUUCUCCUGCAUACAGAGGAACGCGUACUCUUACCUGGACAACGUGUUCGUGGACAGAGAGAACAUCACUGUGUUCGACGGGCUGGUGCUGAAGAGGAAUGACCUGGAUUACGGCUCUUGCGCCAGGAGAGAGGACGCGGAUCCUCUGGACGAGAAUUUGGUGGAGUCCAGCGGGGCCGGCUGCGACGAAGAGGAAAGUGACCGGGGGAGGGGGUUGGACGAGGAACAGUCACCCCUGGAGGAAGUGACGAACGCUAUUGGAAAGAAGGCGGCGAAGUUCCUGGCGACCAGGGAUUACGAGAUUCAGCUGCCCCAGUUUUUCUUCGAGGGAGCUGCUGUCAAGAUCAGCCCGAAGGAGGUGGACGAGAGCGGAGCGUUGAUCAGGGUUGACUUCGGGCAGAGAGCUUUGGAGAGCCAGGGGAGGAUUUUCAAGAAAAUUAAGAAGUUUAUACAGAACAAGCUGCUGACUAGCUUCCUGGCGCUGCUGCUGAUCAUUAAGCUGAUCAAGCUGAAGUUCAUGUUCGUGAUCCCGUUCCUGUUUGGCAUCGGCACGGCGAAGAAGCUGUUUCUUAAGCUCCUGCUGUUCUUCAUUCCGGCGUUCGCGCACGUGUUCAAGCUCUGCUCCAGCUACUAUUCGUCGCACUCUACUAAGUACCAUCAUCAUCAUCAUCAGAUCGCGCACCAUCACCACCACGUUCCAGUGCCAGUGCCGGUGCCAGCGUACUACAGUCACCACCACCACCACGACGAGGACCUGGACACCUACGACUACGCUCACCCGCACAUCCAGUACCGAAAGGACGUGGAGGAACUGAAAGAAUGGGGAAUAGAGCCCUACGAGGAGCCAGUGGACCCAGAGCCCAUAGCCUCCGCAGUUCCGGUUCGCGCUCCAGGCGUGCUGCCUGCGCCAUUCCCUGGCCAGGUGUACCCAGCAGGCUACCCCGUCCAAUACGCGAACUCCGCGCCGAUGACACCCACGUUCCCCGACAAACGACCACUGUCGGCUCACAACCUGGCCUACUCGGCCUACGUCGAGAACAGUCGUCGGCAGACGGUGCAGACGCCCGGCGCAGCCGUCAAUGUCAACAACAAUCCCGCCGCCAACGUCGCGACGAACGUCAACGCUGCGAGCGCGGCGUCGUCGCCGGCUGCGAACGCCGUAAAAAGCUCGUACGGUGUUUUCGGGCAGAACACGCGACAGAUUUCCGCGAAGACCGGCCAGGCCGAGGCGAAACCGGGCGGCGCGGCGCAGAGACAGGUCCACGGGGACGAGUUCUACGGGCCGAUAGUGAACAGGCUCGAGGAGAUCUUCAAGCAGCUGAGAUUCUUCGAGGAAACCUGCAGGGAGAGGCUCGUCUGCAGCAUGUACAAGAACCCGGCCGUCUACUCGCCGCACAGCAACCUCGUGUCCAACGAGCUAUCCAGGGACCCGCAGGAGCUCAGGAAAGCCGGGACGGAGAGCUCGUCGAGUCAGAAGUUUCACAGAUACUUGAGCGCUGCGAGAUUAGGUCAAGACGGCGGCGAUUGCCUGAGAAUGUACCCGUGUCACAUAAAUACCGAGUAA
Nomia melanderi (Alkali bee) is the source of this 1746-nucleotide messenger RNA. RefSeq names its product DUF1676 domain-containing protein Osi17 (gene Osi17). Lineage: Eukaryota; Metazoa; Arthropoda; Insecta; Hymenoptera; Halictidae. The record is from RefSeq and is a predicted model, not a curated record. Gene Ontology annotation, cellular component: membrane.